CAAAUACUCUCAUAUGCUUGCAAAACAAAGCUCUCUCUUCAAAAUGGACAUAUAAAAGGAGGAGGGACACCAUUAACCUUUGCCUGAAGUGCAAUAGCUUUAAAAGACCUGUUAUUUUGAGCUGCUGGAGAAGAGCACCCUCAGGAAGCCUGUCUGAAACUUUAGACAUGCUUCAGUGUUGAUAUUUUACAUGAGCCUGAUCCAUCCAUCUCUCAGACAGAGGUGACCUGGCUUGUGGUCUUGGAGAACAAUGACUAACAUGGUAACAGAGAUUGUUGCUUUUCUGCUUACCAUAUCUGGCUGGGUUCUAAUCUCCUCCACACUGCCCACUGACUACUGGAAAGUGUCCUCCGUAGAUGGAACUGUCAUAACUACAGCAACCUUUUGGUCCAAUCUUUGGAAAACAUGUGUUACAGAUUCCACUGGAGUCUCCAACUGCAAGGACUUUCCCUCCAUGCUGGCUUUGGAUGCUUAUAUUCAGGUGUGCCGUGGACUCAUGAUCUCAGCUGUGUGUCUGGGCUUCUUUGGAGCCAUUUUGGCCCUGGUGGGAAUGAAAUGCACAAAGAUAGGGGGCUCCGAGACCACCAAGGCGAGGAUAACCUGCCUGUCUGGACUGCAUUUUAUCCUCAGUGGUAUCUGUUCAUUGACGACAUGUUCAUUAUAUGCACACAGGAUCACCUCUGAGUUUUUUGACCCUCUAUUUGUGGCACAAAAGUUUGAGCUGGGGGCUGCUCUCUUUAUUGGCUGGGCAGGAUCUGUGCUCUGCAUCCUGGGAGGCUUUAUUUUCUGCUUCUCCAUGAGUGAAGGCUUCAGCAUGAGGGAAUACUCCUACAAUGGAGCCACUUCAUUCUUAUCAACUCGAAACAAAAAGAGUCCUGAUGGUCCUCAUAAAGAUGCAGCUGAUCAUAGCAGCUCUGCCAGACAGUUUGGGAGGAACGCCUAUGUGUGAAAUACUCCCACAGGAAAUCUCACAAUAAAAUCAUUCUACCGCAUUGUCAUAGCAGGAAUAACUUUCCAGACACAUGAUUUAGAAGGAAUUAACAGAGAACAUCUUUCAUGGGUGUGCCCCUUGCUGAACUGAGGCCUGACAACCACCUGAAUUGAUGACAGACAUUUAAGAUGGUGGUUCCUGCUGUGCUCCUCUGUUUGUGGGAACAUGUUGUCUAGAUGUGGAAAUUGGAUCGGAAGUCACUUCCUCAGGACCUGAUGUCUGUCUCCACCUUCUGAUCAAUGGAAACCCUAGACCUUGACCUCUGUUCCUCAAACAUUUCUGGAGCUCCUCUGUACUAGCAACAGUGGUCCAACUUCAAGUUCCAGCCAGGUGUUUCCGUAAAACAUGUCUUAGGUGUCUCAGUGAUAUGUGACGUCUUGUGGAAUUUACUAACAAAAUCUAAUAAAGCACUUCUAUUUCUUUAUAUAUAGGCCAGCCUGAACUAGGAGUAGCAACUGACUGAACACUGGACAGUCUAAAUAGGAUGGUUAUGUUUUGAAAGGACAUCAGGGAAUGCCAUUAGCAACAGCCAUGCAUAAUCAAGCUCACAUACCUUUAAGAAAUCUGCCUUGUGGUUGUUCAGCAUAUGAGUUUUGUCAUUAUUUCUUGCUCACACAGUAAUUACCUGUUUUGUUGUAUUUUGCAUUUGCUUGACUUGGAAUAAGCUAUCAUUCCUCUUAAGAGUGUGCGGAAAUAUUAAUCAAAACCACACACAAACUGAUAAAGGGAGGAUGGCAAAAAACAAUAGUCAUCUAAAAGUUCCUUUUCCUUGUACAGUCACUCUUUUAUUGAUAACAAGUAUGCCCUUCUUCAUUAUGUUUCGUCUUAUGAAUUAGGUGAAUGUGUGCAUCUACAGUGCUUCAUAAAAUGUAUUCUACAAAGGCUGGCAUUAAUCUUUCAGGGAUUGUCCUCCAAUGUGCAAAAAUAACCACCAGGGGGCUGCAUACAUUACCAUUGUAAAGGCUAAAACUAUACACCCCUGUAAUGCAGUUGCUGGAGAUUUCAAAAAGGUGAAAAUUUACAGAAGAAGCAUGAUGCCUGAAUGCAUAAUAUGCAUAUGAUCUAACUGUAAGAGCUAAAACCCCAAGACAUAAAGAUCAAUUUGACAUUUUUAACAAUAUGGUUCAUGUACAGUUUAUGCAAUCCUGCUUAUGAUGGAGUAUGAUACUUAUAAGAUCUAAAAAUGUAAAUGAUAUCAUCAGAAAGUAUAAAGAGUUUUCACCAAGUUUUCUGUGUGCUGACUUUGACAUCAUUUUUGACCUAUUCGAAUGCAUCAUAGACAAAUAAUGUAAACCAAAUAAAAUCUUCUAAAUGUGG
This is a messenger RNA of Colossoma macropomum (tambaqui), 2308 nucleotides long. It is a transcript of the gene cldn10a, whose product is annotated as claudin 10a. Gene Ontology annotation, biological process: bicellular tight junction assembly; cell adhesion. NCBI's taxonomy places the organism in Eukaryota, Metazoa, Chordata, Actinopteri, Characiformes, Serrasalmidae. Bases 251 to 949 code for a protein of 232 amino acids. The record is from RefSeq and is a predicted model, not a curated record. Gene Ontology annotation, cellular component: bicellular tight junction; plasma membrane. Gene Ontology annotation, molecular function: structural molecule activity. The transcript is spliced from 7 exons.